GUCAGGACUGAUUGACCAACGGCGACACACCCAGUGAGCUGUCCUGUGCGCAUGCGCAGAGGCAACAGCAGAGUGUAGAAAGUUUGCUGUGGAGAGUUUCUGAAGAGGGGAAGUUCUGAAGCUACUGCCGGAGGAAAACCCGCCAGCAGCUGAGAUUCUUCAGGAGGAGACAGCGGCUCCUCAUUCCUUUCCAACCUACCCUCAGCUGCUCUUCCCUCGGUAUGAAGAUCCAGUUCGCUCCACUGAACGUCCCCCUGCAGAGGAGGCUGCAGACCGCCGCUGUGCUGCAGUGGGUCUUCUCCUUCCUGGCUCUGGCCCAGUGCUGUCUGGCUGCCUUUGUCCUUCUGGCUCUCUCUGAUUGGUGGAUUCUGGCCCUGCUAUAUGCUGGUUGGCUGUGGUUGGACUGGGACACGCCCACCACUGGAGGUCGGAGGUCCCAGUGGGUGAGGAACUGGACCGUGUGGGAGUAUUUGAGGGACUACUUCCCCCUGACGCUGGUGAAAACUGUUGAUCUGGACCCAACCAAGAACUACAUCUUUGGCUUCCACCCCCACGGUGUCCUGGUGGCUGGCGGGUUUGGGAACUUCUGCACGGAGGCCACAGGUUUUUCCCAUCUGUUUCCAGGUCUGAGGUCUUACCUGCUAAUGCUGCCGUUCUGGUUCCGAGUGCCUUUCUUCAGGGACUACAUUAUGUGUGGAGGACUGGUGUCCAGCUGUAAGUCCAGCCUGUCGUACCUAGUCAGUCGUCCUAAUGGAGGAAACGUGGCUGUCAUCGCAGUCGGCGGGGCUACAGAAGCUCUGGAUGCUCGACCUGGAGCUCUGACUUUGCAGGUGAAGAACAGGAAGGGCUUCAUCAAGCUGGCCCUGAAACAUGGAGCUCAGCUGGUCCCGGUCUUUUCUUUUGGAGAGAAUGAGCUGUUUGAUCAGAUGGAGAAUCCAUCUGGAUCUCAUCUGAGGAGGCUGCAGAACCGGCUUCAGAGCAUCAUGGGAAUAGCAAUGCCUCUGUUUCAUGCCAGAGGAGUUUUCCAGUACAGCUUUGGUCUGAUUCCCUACAGGAAGUCCAUACACACCAUCGUUGGGAAGCCUAUCCCAGUCUCCCAGACUGCGUGUCCCAGCUCAGAGGACAUUGAUGCUCUCCACACAGUCUACCUGCAGAGCCUCAUGGAGCUAUUUGAGGAGAACAAAACCACCUACGGUCUAGAAAAGGAUCAACACCUCACCUUCAUCUGAUCUACUCGAAGGUUCCAGUACCAUGAACCUCUACAACUCCUGAGCUCUGACUGCCUUGUGGCAGCUGACCGUGCUCCGCAGCCUAAUUGGCUGAAUGGAUUUAAUCUGAAGCUGUUAAAGAAACACUCUGACUCUGCAGAAAACUGGACUGUUGAAGGUUUCCACCACAAGAACAUGGGCUGGGUCUGACCUGCUUGUCCUACCGUGCUCAGCUGUGUUGAGUCUAACAGAGCAGCAGGGGGCAGCACUACCUGUCUUUACAACUGAACCAAGCCUGUCCUGCUGGUUAGAAGCUGGUCAGAAAGGUCUCAGCAGGACUACAGUCUGUCUUGGACUCUGUUUAACUGAUGUUCUCUCAGAAUAAUAAAUCACAUAAACCAG
Molecule: messenger RNA, 1610 nt
Organism: Girardinichthys multiradiatus
Lineage: Eukaryota; Metazoa; Chordata; Actinopteri; Cyprinodontiformes; Goodeidae
Gene: mogat3a
Product: monoacylglycerol O-acyltransferase 3a
Exons: 9
Coding region: 222-1229 (335 amino acids)
Biological process (GO): triglyceride biosynthetic process
Cellular component (GO): endoplasmic reticulum membrane
Molecular function (GO): diacylglycerol O-acyltransferase activity
Source: RefSeq, a predicted model, not a curated record